Messenger RNA from Effrenium voratum, 2364 nucleotides. NCBI's taxonomy places the organism in Eukaryota, Dinophyceae, Suessiales, Symbiodiniaceae. The record is from the annotation of a GenBank genome assembly.
GGUUUGUGAGCUUUCUGAGACUCCCCUUAGCGCCGGAGCUCCGAGCUUUUGGCCAUGGUGCGGCGCUGGGUGAAAGCCGGCGACAGAGGCUCGGCUGGCAAAGCCGUCACGAGCGAGAGCAGCGAGAGCAUUUCGAGCCGAAGGUCGCGGGUCAACGUGGUCUGGCACAAGUGGUCGGACCUGCGCCUGCUGGACCACGAGCCCUUGUGGCGUGCCCACGCGCAGCCGGAGCCGGUUCUGCACGUGCACCUCGUGGAGCUUCCGCUGCUGUCGGGCGCCUCCCGGGUGGCGCGCAUCGCCCGCUGCUCGCCGCGACGGGCCCAGUUCUGGCGCCAGGCGGUGGAGGACUUGGCGGGUCGCUUGGCCGAGAGGAACCAGCACCUGGUUGUGAAGGCCGUCCAGGAUCCCGCCGAGUAUUUCUCGGAGCUAUGUGAACGGCUGGCAGUGGCCAAAGUCUUCGCGCACCGCGAGUUCUGUGAUGAAGAGCUGCAGACAGAGGCCGCCGUGCGCGCGGCGCUGGCGCGGCACGGCGCGGAGCUGGAGACCUGCUGGGGCGCCCUGACAGUGCACCACAUCGAUGACUUGGGCUUCGAUGCAAGUGACAGGAAGCAGAUGCCGCUCUACAAGGGAGAGUUCCAGAAAGCGGCCAAGUGGCGGCCCAUUCGCGAGGUGCUGCCCAUCCCACCGCUGCGGCCUCCGCCGGCGGUUGCCGCGGAGUUGGGCGCGUCCUUGGAGGAGACCUUUGGUGCGGAGGUGCCGGAGGAGGAGCGGCAAACGUUCCGGUGGCAAGGUGGGGAGUCAGCUGCGCUAGACUACCUCAGGAAUUACAUGGAGUCGGGCCAGUUGCCUCGAUACCGGGGCGCCACCGAGUCCUUUGCCCAUGGAGAUGACAACCCCGUGAACGGGGGCACACGUUUGAGCCCCUGGCUGGCCUUUGGCUGCCUCUCCGCGCGCGUGGUGGUGAAAGAGGCGCGAGAGUGGGAGCGGCGGCAUGGCAAGAGCAGCUCCACUGCCAAGGGCGUGGGCAAAACGGGCUCCACUGGGGCGCGGCUCCACACGGAGCUGCUCUUCCGGGACUUCCUGCGGUUCUCGGCGCUGGCCUGGGGCACCUCCUUGUUCAAGAUCGGAGGACCCUUCGACGUGAAAGGCCUGACGUGGCGAAGGGACAAGGAGCUCUUCGAGAAGUGGCGCCAGGGACAGACAGGCUUCCCCUUUGUUGACGCGGGCAUGCGCGAGCUGGCAGCCACCGGAUACAUCUCCCACCUUCACCGGCAGUGCUGCGCAUCUUUUCUGAUCCGGGAUCUGCAGCUGGACUGGCGCAUGGGCGCCGAGCACUUCGAGGCCUGCUUGCUGGACCAUACGCCGGACGCCAACUGGGGGAACUGGGCCUACCGCUGCUUGCAACGCCCGUGUUUGGUGCAGACUCGGGCCCAGUACCCGGUGAACGAGCACGUGACCACCGUGGAGGUGGUGGCUUGGCCGGUGGUGCAUGAUGCGCAGCUGGAGCACACCUUGCGCUGGCUUCCGGAACUUGCUGGGCUGCCCAAGGAUCUGGCGCGAGAGCCAUGGAGGACGGAGGCCAGGCCGGACAAGCGCAUCAAGAUCAAGCCCUACAAGGACUCCCCCCUGUGGUUCUGCGCGGCAAACCGCACCAACUGGGACUAUGAGUACUUCUGGCUCCCGGGCCACGCCUGGACCCUGAAGCUGGGGGAGUCGGAGCAUCAUGUUGGAGGCUUUCGCCUGGGCGUGGACUACCCUCGUCCCCUGGUGCCGCCCUUGAACGUGGAGAUCGACCUGGACGCGCUGCCCUUGAAGCGCUUUGUGUGGGGUGACACGACGCCAGAGCUGCGGCCACACAUCUGGGGAGGCUCCGCUCCGCGCGCCGCAGAGGCUCCGCAGGAGAAGGGUUACGGCAAGAGCCGGGGAAAAGGCAAGGGGUCGCCGCACGGAGAGGGUCAGCAGCUUGGGCUGCGAGGACUGGCCGCAGUCCUUGGCAACGCCGUGGAAAGCCGUGAAAAACAGCCCGCAGACCGGGGGGACCCCAUCACGUCCAUCUCGGUGAUCGGGGGCGAUGGUGGCUCUGCGCCGAGCAAAGUCAAGCUGUACAUCAACCGGGAUGACCUUGACUUCACCACAGUUGGGGACGUGGAAUCGACGCAGGAUGUGGACCUGGUGGAAGACUUCCAUGGAGCGAUCCAGUUCCCGCUCCGCGCCGCCAAGUUUCUGUCAGUGACCAGCGUGUGCCUCUACUUCCCGCAAAGCUUCGGCGGGGAGCGCACGCGGAUCCACUGGAUCGGGCUGUGGGGCGUUGGCACGGACCACAAGCGCCAGGCUGUGAUGACAGUCUAUGAGGCGCGUCGGUGA